AUGCUGCAAAACUGGGAUACCAUGGAAAUCCUAAGCAACUUGACAUCUAAAUUUCCAACAUUCUUGUUAACCGGCAGUCCUGACCUAGAGUCCCAUGCCUGGAUCUCCAUUCCUUUUUCUUGUUUUUACACCAUUGCCUUCUCUGGACACAGCAUAAUCCUGUUUGUCAUCAUUACCCAGCAGAGUCUCCAUGAGCCCAUGUAUUAUUUCCUCUCCAUGCUAUCAGCCACUGAUCUGGGCUUGACUGUUUCUACAUUGUCAACAACAUUAGGUAUCCUCUGGUUUGAUGCACGUGAAAUCAGUCUAUACAGCUGCAUUGUCCAGAUGUUUCUUCUUCAUGGAUUCACUAUCAUGCAAUCUGGGGUGCUGGUGGCUAUGGCCUUUGACCGUUAUGUGGCCAUCUGUGAUCCUCCGAGGUACACUACCAUUCUCACUAAUUCCAGAAUCAUUCAGAUGGAUUUCCUGAUGAUUAUACGUGCUAUAGUACUAAUACUACCACUACUUUUGCUCCUUAAGCCUCUCUAUUUCUAUAGAAUGAAUGCCCUUUCCCAUGCCUACUGUUACCAUCCAGAUGUGAUUCAAUUAACCUGUUCAGACAUUCAGACAUUAAUCUGUGGAUUAAUAGAUCUCAUACUGACAACUGGAAUAGAUACGCCAUGCAUUGCCCUGUCAUAUAUCUUAAUUAUUCACUCUGUCUUCAGAAUUGCCUCUCCUGAAGAACGGCACAAGGUCUUCAGCACCUGUGUCUCCCACGUGGAAGCAGUUGCUAUCUUCUACCUCCCCAUGCUGAGCCUGUCCUUGGUGUAUCGCUAUGGUCCAUCAGCCCCCAGAGUGGUCCAUUCAGUGACGGCCAAUGUAUACCUGCUUUUACCCCCUGUGUUUAGCCCCAUCAUCUACAGUGUAAAACCAAAACAGAUCCACAUGGCUCUGCUCAGUCUGCUGCUUACAAAACGAAGACAUAAUUUUAUUUGA
Molecule: messenger RNA, 972 nt
Organism: Cercocebus atys (sooty mangabey)
Lineage: Eukaryota; Metazoa; Chordata; Mammalia; Primates; Cercopithecidae
Product: olfactory receptor 51F1-like
Biological process (GO): G protein-coupled receptor signaling pathway
Cellular component (GO): membrane
Molecular function (GO): olfactory receptor activity
Source: RefSeq, a predicted model, not a curated record